AUGAGUUUUGUAGAGUUUCAAUCAUGCCAUUUUCUUUUUGGUAUUGCUCUUGCAUUGUGCUUUAACCAAGUCUCAUCCACCAUCAAUGAAACAGACAGAAUUGCAUUGCUCACAUUUAAGGCUGGCAUAACCAGAGAUCCUUUUGGCGUGCUCAACUCAUGGAAUGAUAGCAUUGGGUUUUGCCAGUGGUAUGGUGUUACGUGUGGCCGGAGGCAUCGGAAGGUCACGAUCCUAGACUUGUCAUCACAAGGACUCUCUGGAUCAAUCUCUCCUCAUAUUGGGAAUCUCAGCUUCCUAAGAAAAAUGGUGCUUCUCAACAAUAGUCUUGGUCAUGAAAUCCCUUCGCAAGUAGGGCAGCUGCGCCGUCUUCGUAGCUUACGACUAGACAACAAUUCAUUGGUUGGGGAAAUUCCCAAAAACAUAUCGGGUUGCUCUAACCUUGUCAACCUCUUUCUUCAAGGCAACCAACUAACCGGAGAGAUUCCUAGGGAGCUCGGUUCCCUAUCGAAGCUACGGAUAUUCGCUUCAUCUGUUAAUAAUUUGAUUGGGAGUGUGCCUUCCUUCAUUGGAAACUUAUCUUCAUUGGAAAUCCUUCAUUUAAUGAAUAACAAAUUGGGCGGGAGCAUUCCCCAAGUUCUAGGCUACUUGACAAACUUGCAAAUCAUUGGCCUCGCAGAAAAUAGAUUGUCAGGUACAAUUCCAUCUUCGUUACUCAAUCUCUCUUCGCUAGCUAUAUUUGAAGUUGGAGACCACCAGAUACUAGGGACUCUUCCUGAGAGUAUGGGCCUCAAACUCCCAGUUCUUGAAUAUUUCAGUGUCUUUGAGAACCAACUUGAGGGACCAAUUCCCCCAUCGAUAUCGAAUUCCACAAAACUAGUGACACUUCAACUUGGAAGUAACAAAUUAUCCGGGAGUGUGCCUUCAUUUGAAAAUCUACAUGAGCUUCUUAAACUUAGAAUCUAUGAUAAUCCGCUUGGAAGUGGAAAACCUGGAGACUUAAGCUUCCUUUGCUCAUUGACCAACAACACCAAAUUAAUGUACGUGCAAAUUGAGGAGAAUGAUUUUGGUGGGGUGUUACCAAAAUGCAUAGGUAAUCUAUCUACUACUCUCACGACUCUUUCAAUGCAAGAGAAUCAAAUAUCCGGCGAGAUUCCAGUAGUAAUUGAGAAUCUUGUCGGCCUGGAUAUGUUGGGUAUGACCCUCAACUAUCUUUCAGGUAAUAUACCCUCAAAUUUGGGGAAUCUACAAAAUCUAGCAAUGCUAGUGAUCAAUAGUAACAACUUGCAAGGGACUAUCCCAUCUUCUUUUGGGAAUCUAACCAAGUUGAUUCUACUAGAGCUUAGCAAGAACAAAUUUCAAGGGCAAAUUCCUUCCCAUCUGUCAAACUGUCGGUCUCUUAUUCUUCUUGAUCUGUCUAAUAACAAUCUUAGUGGUGCCAUACCCCCACAGCUUAUAGGUCUCUCAUCAUUGGCAAUCAUUUUGGACUUGUCUCAUAACCAUCUGACUGGGGUUCUACCCAUAGAAGUUGGCAACUUGAGGGGUUUGACUUCAUUGGACAUCUCGAACAAUUUGUUGGGAGGUGAAAUCCCUGACAGUUUAGGUGAUUGCACUUCAUUGACAACAUUGAGGAUGGGGGGCAACUUCUUCCAUGGUUCCAUUCCUCAGUCAAUCAGAUCGUUAGGAGGCAUUGAAGAGAUGGAUCUUUCAUGCAACAAUUUGUCGGGUCAAAUUCCAAAAUUCUUAACGAUAUUUCAUUCCUUGAAAGUCUUGAAUUUGUCUUAUAAUAAAUUUCAAGGCAUGCUACCACUCGAAGGAGUCUUUAAGAAUGCUACUGGUACUUCCAUUAUUGGAAACAAUGAGCUCUGCGGCGGAUUGCCAGAAUUUCACCUCCCCAACUGCAUAUCUAAAAGCUCCAAGAGAAGAAAGAUUAAUAUAAUCAUAUUGUCCGUUUCUAUUAUUUUUGGAGUUCUUGGAAUAUGUCUUUUUCUUGCUCUUAUAUGUCUUUUUUGGUUGAAGAAGAGAGUAAAUAAACCAGUUUCAAGUUCGACAGAUGAUUCGUGUCCGAACGUGUCUUAUGGAACACUCCUGAAAGCGACUGAUGGAUUUUCUUCAAUGAGUUUGAUUGGUGUUGGAAGCUUUGGUUCUGUAUAUAGGGGGAUACUCGAGGGUGACAGAACUAUUGUUGCUGUAAAGGUGCUUCAUUUAGGGUGUUGUGGUGCUCUUAAAAGCUUCAUAGUCGAGUGUGAGGCAUUAAAGAAUAUUAGACAUCGAAAUCUCUUGAAGAUAUUGACAGUUUGCUCGAGUAUUGAUUAUCAAGGAAAUGAUUUUAAGGCCUUAGUCUAUCAAUUCAUGGACAAUGGGAACUUGGAAAGGUGGCUACAUCCAAACCCAACAUCAUCCCAUAGCAAUGAGCUUCCAAAAAAGUUGAAUUUCAUUCGGAGGAUAAAUAUUGCUAUUGAUGUUGCUUUUGCACUAGAUUAUCUUCAUCACAGGUGCCACAUCCCCAUCGUUCAUUGUGAUUUAAAACCGAGCAAUGUCCUCUUAGAUGCUCAGAUGGUCGCACACGUGGGCGACUUUGGAUUGGUGAAAUUCCUUCUUGGAUCAUCACUUGAUGUUGUUGCUAAUCAAAUGAGCUCAAUGGGUCUUAGAGGGACAAUUGGUUAUGCUCCACCAGAAUAUGCAAUGGGAUGCGAGAUCUCAAGAGAAGGCGAUGUCUAUAGUUACGGUAUCCUCUUGCUAGAGAUGUUCACAGGAUUGAGUCCCACCGAUGAUAGAUUCGAGGACAACUUGACUCUCCAUAGUUUUGUCACAGCAGCUUUGCCUAAGCGAGCCUUGGAAAUUACAGAUCACAUUCUACUUCUAGAAAGAGAAAGGUGUUUCGAUCCCAAUAGUCCUCAGCAUUGGCUUUCUGAAAGCAAUGAGAUAUUUCAAGAGUGUUUGGUUAUGGUAUAUAAUAUUGGAGUGGUUUGUUCAAAUGAAGUGCCUGCAAGACGGAUGAGCAUCAACGGUGUUGCAAAUCAACUGCAAAAGAUUAGGAAAAAGCUCUUUCCAUUGGGUUUCCAUGAACAGGAUGAACUACCGCAGGUGACAUGA
Molecule: messenger RNA, 3093 nt
Organism: Eucalyptus grandis
Lineage: Eukaryota; Viridiplantae; Streptophyta; Magnoliopsida; Myrtales; Myrtaceae
Product: probable LRR receptor-like serine/threonine-protein kinase At3g47570
Exons: 2
Coding region: 1-3093 (1030 amino acids)
Biological process (GO): protein phosphorylation
Molecular function (GO): protein kinase activity; ATP binding; protein binding
Source: RefSeq, a predicted model, not a curated record